AAAGGCACUCAUGGGUGGUAUUGCAGAGAAAGAUAAACUCAAAAAGCCUGCACAAGCAAGUUCAAGGAAAGGUUGCAUGAGAGGUAAGGGAGGUCCCGAGAAUGCUCUUUGCACUUACAAAGGUGUUCGUCAGAGAACCUGGGGUAAAUGGGUUGCCGAAAUUCGUGAGCCCAAUCGUGGCGCACGUCUUUGGCUUGGAACAUUUGACACCUCCCACGAAGCUGCCAUGGCUUAUGAUGCUGCUGCUCGUAGACUUUAUGGCCCAGAUGCCAAGCUCAAUCUACCACAGUUGAUUCAGGCUCCCGAAAGGCCAAGCCAACCUCAAAUCAUUGAUGAUUCAGGCAUCAAAAGCUCACCAAACACCCCGCUUCCCACAGUACAGGUGUACAACAAUGACUUGAUGAUCCCAUUUUCUAACGACAGCAUCGAGUCUCAUGCGAAUUUGGCAGAAAAUAGUGCGAAAGUUGAGAAUAAUGAACAGGGAAUGGAUAGAUUCUGGGACAGUUUGAACGUGAAGCUGCCUGUGUUUGAUGAAUCCAUAUGGGCAGAAGCGGCGAUGUCCGUUCAUUAUCCUAUGUUGGAAGAGUCAGGGCUUUUUGGUGGGAACCAGCUGGUGGAUGGAGCUGGAUGGGAUGUGUUGCAGACUCCAUGGUGCAUGUGAAAACUUGAAACUAGACUCCAUGAAAACCAGACAUCUAAACUGCCGCCAUGUAUAUAUAUAGAUAGAUGAUGUGUAAAUAAACUGUAGUGUCCACGUUAAAAAAAAGGAAAAUAAAUAAAGAAAGAAAAGUGAAACGUUUGUGUGUAUAUAUAUAUACACACAUGCAUAUGUUCUGUCAGAGCCACGAAGCCUCGAGGGUUUUUCUGGGCUUUGCCAUAUCUGUCUUGAUCUACCAGCGUACAUCACUCCCGUACGUUCUCCUCUGUGAAAUGGUAUCAAUAUAUAUAUAUCGUAAGCUUAUCA
Mangifera indica (mango) is the source of this 964-nucleotide messenger RNA. RefSeq names its product dehydration-responsive element-binding protein 2D-like. Gene Ontology annotation, molecular function: transcription cis-regulatory region binding; DNA-binding transcription factor activity. Gene Ontology annotation, biological process: response to stress; positive regulation of DNA-templated transcription. The record is from RefSeq and is a predicted model, not a curated record. The transcript has a single exon. The coding region runs from base 11 to 661 and encodes 216 amino acids. Gene Ontology annotation, cellular component: nucleus. Lineage: Eukaryota; Viridiplantae; Streptophyta; Magnoliopsida; Sapindales; Anacardiaceae.